Carassius gibelio (silver crucian carp) is the source of this 2168-nucleotide messenger RNA. RefSeq names its product sodium-coupled neutral amino acid transporter 5. Gene Ontology annotation, biological process: glycine transport; L-glutamine transport; L-histidine transmembrane transport. The transcript is spliced from 7 exons. Gene Ontology annotation, molecular function: L-glutamine transmembrane transporter activity; glycine transmembrane transporter activity. The record is from RefSeq and is a predicted model, not a curated record. NCBI's taxonomy places the organism in Eukaryota, Metazoa, Chordata, Actinopteri, Cypriniformes, Cyprinidae. The coding region runs from base 41 to 592 and encodes 183 amino acids.
GCCCAUUUACACAGAACUCAAAAAUCCAAGCAAGAAACGCAUGCAAAAAGUUGCUAAUAUCUCUAUUUUGGCCGUGUUGGUCAUGUACCUACUGACUGCCAUCUUUGGCUACCUCACCUUCUAUGGAAAUGUGGAGUCCGAGCUUCUGAAUAUGUACAGUAAAAAUGACACCCUGAUGCUGUGUGUUCGGCUGGCUGUGCUGAUAGCAGUGACACUGACCGUUCCCGUUGUCCUUUUCCCGAUUCGUCGUGCUGUUUUGCAGCUUCUUUUCCCCGAUAAACCUUUCCACUGGGUGCGUCACAUCUCCAUCACUGUUUGCCUCCUCUUCUUAGUCAACCUGCUCGUCAUCUUUGUGCCCAACAUUCGUGACAUCUUCGGCUUCAUCGGUGCCACAUCUGCUCCCAGCCUCAUUUUUAUUCUUCCGGGAAUAUUCUACAUUUACAUCGUCCCUGAGGAAAAGGAGCCGUUGAAAUCUCGGCCAAAGAUCCAGGCGAUUGCAUUUGUGACACUGGGUUUCAUCUUCAUGAUUAUGAGCAUUACGUUCAUCAUAAUCGAGUGGGUCACCGGGAAGAAGACAUCGGGUGGCCACUGAGAGAGCACCACCGGAUUCCAAACAUUAAAGACCAAAUCUAAUACAGAACACAAAACUCUUGAACCUGCAACGUCUGCAUCAGGUUCAGUUUCAAGUUAACUCCUCAGUUUCAAUACGUCCAGUUAACUAACUUCAAGAAAAAUGCAAAGAAGACUGGUAACACAUGAUCUUGAAUAAUUAAAGCUAUGAUGUUCUAAGGACAUUUUACAAAUAUUUAUGGAAUUUUUAAUGAAAGCCACUUUUACAUGCAAAGUUAUUGCUGUUAUGACCGGCAGAUGGAACUUUCUAAACUACACAAUACUGAUGGAAAAUGUGAAACUGAGAUGAGAAUUCACUCAUCUAUAUAGCCAAAGUUGUAAACAUGCCGUUUGAAGUCUACCUCCUACUACACAGAGCAAUUUUACCGUUACAGAGUCCAUUUUUACAGCUCACUUGGGGUCCAAAGAUCUUUUAUAAGUGAAAAUUCUUGUUUAAUACACAAUUUUCAUUCUAAAAACAAUAUUAUCAGCUUAGCAUAAUAAUAUUAGAUCCUAAACAACACCAUUUUAUUAUUAUAAUAAUCACAUUUAUUUUUUUGUUUUGAUUUUUAUCCUAAAACUAAUCCAUAAACAUUUUAUUUCCAGAGUUAAUUUUGAUUUUGUAUCCCACAUAUUCAAUUUGGUCUCUGAAUUUGGUGAAUUUAAUUUUUAAAGAAAUAAUAGGCAGUUCUGUUAUUCAACAUGCCUAAAAGCAGCUUAUAACAUUAUUCAAUAAGGAAGAGUACCGUUUUUGAAUUCUAGCAUUGUUUUAAGCACAAUGCUUCAAUGUCAGAGGAUGAACCUGAAGUUAAUAAAUGUAUUUACUGUGUUUUUUCUCAUUACAUAAUCAAAGAAAUUAAAUCUACAGUACAAGAUAUCUUACAGUACACAAUUAGUGUUUAGCGCAGUUCUUGUCAUAUGACAACAUUUCUGUACUCCGUUUAAGAGAGAAGGAAUAUAAAUGUCUGAAUACGAAAUAUCUAGCAGUAUUUCAGAAACACACAACACUGCUUGUGAUCUUUCAUGUUGUAUGUCAUUUUGGAAAUACUUUUUGAACAUCUUGAAAAUUAGAAUACUUUUAACAAACUUGAAAAAUGUUGUUAAAAUAAUUUAUUACUGGUUUACAUGGUGACGUGACAAAAAAUUAACUCCAGAAAUGGGCCGGAUAAUGAUUAUUAUUUUUUUUUUUAACUUACUACAGUAUAACACAGUAUUGAUAGGUCUGCAGAAUUUAUCAUCAAUAAUAAGCUCACUGAAAUGUCCCUGUGGUCAUACUAUGCCCAUCUGCGUUACUUCUCAUCAGUAUCUGUGAGUUUACAUGGACCAGGACUAAAAUUGUUUCCUGCUGGUCAUUACAACUACUUUAUCAUAAAUGUCAACAUGUAUGGUUGUUUUGUAUAGUCUUUUAUGUACAUAUUGUGUGUGGAAUGGAAGAAACCUUCCAUUAUUUCUUGUAAAUCAGUGUACAUAUUCUGUGUACAUAUUCUACAGUCUUUUUCUGCUCUGAUUGGGCUUGAAUGGUGGUUGAAAAUAAAACGUAAUACUGAACGGAUCAAUAA